AAAACGUACAAAAAAAUAACAAUGUUUUAUUUAAGUGAAGUGUUGUGUAUCUUCGUGAAAACCGGUUGUUCGUUUAUGAAAAAUAGCUAAUUUAUUACAUUUGAUUUAUUGAUGGUUAAAGAAGUAUAAAUAAAAGUUCUUAACAUGGGUGAUGUUACUAAAUCAUUUUUGUAUGCCUGGUGUGGUAAAAAUAAAAGUACCCCAUCAUAUGAAGUCAGAAAUUCUGGUGGCAAAAAUAGGCCAAGGUUUUUGUGUGAGGUAACUGUUCCUGGGUUUUCAUAUGUUGGUGUUGGCAAUUCUACAAACAAAAAGGAUGCUCAGACUAAUGCUGCGAGAGACUUCCUAUCUUUUCUUGUUCGAGAAGGAAAAUUAUCACAAUCAGAGGUUCCUAUUGAACUACCUAGUCAGGCAGUUCCAAAUGCAUAUAAUAGUGGCCCUUCUGAAUUACCUGCUGGUGGACCUGUAGCUCCUCAUAUUAAAUUAGCUUCUUCUGAGCAAAAUUAUCCUAUCAGAAAUGAUUACGUGCCUUUAAAUCAAGAAUCUACACCUGACUAUGUUAAAAGAAUUGAGGAGCAAAGACGGACGGAGGAGGCUGAAGACUUGGAUAUUAAUUCUGGAAUCCAUGGUAACUGGACUUUAGAUAAUGCAAAAUCACGGCUUCACCAAUUUCUCCAGAUGAACAAGUUAAAUCCUGAGUAUAAAUAUUCUCAAGUUGGUCCUGAUCACAACAGGAGCUUUCUGUGUGAAAUGUCUUUUUAUGUGAAACAAUUGGGUAGAAAUAUUUUUGCCAGAGAGCAUGGUUCAAACAAACAAAUGGCUUCUAAGUCAUGUGCCCUGUCUCUUGUACGCCAGCUGUACCAUUUACAAGUUAUUGAAGGAUAUUCUGGUGUAACUAAGAAAAAGGAAACCGAUAAGUUGGAACCAUAUGAUGUCAGUGUGGAUCCUGCUUUAAUAAGUGAAAUUGAGGAUGUCCUAAUGGAAUUGGAAAUUCAUCCUGUAUCUGUUCCUGAGGGUGAAAGUGAAGAGCCCAUUCCUUUAACAAUUGAGAAGAAUGUAGAAGUCGAUGAAAGAUCUCCUCACACUGGUGUAGUUCCCUGGUCUCCACCCCAAUAUAACUGGAAUCCUUGGACAAGUUGCAACAUUGAUGAAGGACCUCUGGCCACAAUGACACUUCCGGAUAUUAGCGCCGGUUUAAAGAAAGAAUAUGAAGAAAGAGCUAGUAACGAUUCUAAAUUUCAGAAGAUGCUUUCUGCAAGAGCAGAGUUACCAGUUUAUCAGUUUAAAGGGGAAAUAUUAGAAGCUAUUCAGAAUAACUCAGUAGUUAUCAUAAGAGGAGCUACAGGUUGUGGUAAAACUACUCAGGUACCUCAGUAUAUUUUGGACUACUAUCUUGAAAGUGAAUGUGGAGCUGAUUCUUGUAUUGUAGUUACUCAGCCUCGUCGUAUCAGUGCUGUCUCAGUAGCAGAAAGAAUAGCUGAUGAACGUUCUGAAGCACUUGGUAACACCACAGGUUACAGUGUUCGGUUUGAAUCUUGCUUACCUCGUCCCUAUGGCUCUAUUCUCUUCUGCACUGUUGGUGUUCUAUUGCGAAAGCUUGAGAGUGGUUUGAGAGGAGUGUCACAUGUUAUUGUUGAUGAAAUUCAUGAACGAGAUGUAAAUACUGAUUUCAUCCUGGUAGUGUUGAGGGACAUGGUACGUGCUUUUCCUCAAAUGAGAGUUGUUUUGAUGUCAGCCACAAUCGAUACAACCAUGUUCUGUGAAUAUUUUGGAAACUGCCCAAUCAUUGAAGUUUCUGGCAGAACAUUUCCUGUUCAAGAAUAUUUUCUGGAAGAUUGUGUGCAAAUGCUGAAUUUCGUUCCACCCCCCAGCACAAGAAAGAGAAAACGAGAUGAAGACACAGGUGUUGAUACUGAAGAGCCGGAAGAAAACCUAAACAAGGUAAUUGGUCCAGAUUAUUCACAAAGUACAAUGCAAGCUAUGUCUACUAUGAGCGAAAAAGAAAUGUCAUUUGAACUUAUUGAGGCUUUAUUGAUGUACAUCAAAGGUUUAGGUGUACCUGGUGCCGUUUUGGUGUUCUUGCCAGGUUGGAAUUUGAUUUUUGCUUUAAUGCGUCAUCUUCAGCAGCAUCCUAAAUUUAAUACACCUCAGUAUUCCAUUUUACCCCUCCAUUCACAAAUACCAAGAGAGGAUCAACAUAAAGUGUUUGAACCUGUACCUGAUGGAGUAACUAAGAUUAUUUUGGCUACAAAUAUUGCAGAGACAAGCAUAACAAUUAAUGAUGUAGUAUUUGUUAUUGAUUCUUGCAAAGUUAAAAUGAAGUUAUUUACAUCUCAUAACAAUAUGACCAACUAUGCAACUGUCUGGGCGUCUAAAACCAAUCUGGAACAAAGGAAAGGCCGAGCUGGCCGUGUCCGAGCUGGUUUUGCAUUCCGUUUGUGCAGUCGAGCUCGGUUUGAAAAAUUAGAUAAUUACACUACUCCUGAAAUAUUUCGUACUCCUCUGCAUGAAAUUGCUCUUGCGAUUAAAUUGCUUCGCUUGGGUGAUAUUGGUAAAUUUCUUUCUAAAGCCUUAGAACCACCACCUAUUGAUGCCGUUAUUGAAUCAGAAGUUCUUUUACGAGAAAUGGGAGCCUUAGAUCGCCAAAGCGAGUUAACAUCUUUGGGGAAAAUCUUAGCCCGUCUUCCAAUUGAACCCAGACUUGGAAAAAUGCUUGUUCUCGGAUGCCUAUUUUCGUGUGGUGAUGCAUUGUGUACAAUUGCUGCUCAUAGUAGCACUUUUCCUGAACCUUUUGACACCCCCUUUCCUAAGAGACUUGCAUAUGUGCACAGGAAGUUCUGUGGGAAUCGUUACAGUGAUCACUUGACCAUGUUGAAUGCAUUCAUACAAUGGGAAGAGGCUCACAUGCAGGGUGAAUAUGCUGAACAAUCAUUCUGUGAACGCUUCUCUUUGAAUCUUGCCACCUUGAGAAUCACUCAUGAUGCCAGGAAUCAGCUGAAAGAUCUUCUAACUACAGCUGGAUUUCCGGAGCAAAAUCUUGUAGCUCAGAAUUAUUAUUUUGAAGGGAAUGAUUCUAAACUUGAUAUAGUUGCUGCUCUCUUGGCUAUGGGACACUUUCCAAAUGUUUGUUUCCACAAGGAGAAAAGGAAGGUAAUUACAACUGAAGGAAGAGCUGCUUUGAUUCAUAAAUCGUCUGUUAAUAACACAAAUUCUCCUGGAAAGUUCCCUUCUCCCUUUUUUGUGUUUGGAGAAAAGAUUAGAACCAGGGCUGUUUCUUGUAAACAAAUGACAAUGAUUACCCCUCUUCAUUUGCUGUUGUUUGGAUCCAAAAAGGUGGAAUACGUUAAAGGCUGUGCACAAGUUGAUAGGUGGAUUAAUUUAAGAAUGCCUGCACAUCAUGCAGCUGUCAUUGUUGCCUUGCAGCCUGCUAUUGAAGAUCUAAUUAUGCAAGCAGCUGCAGAUCCUGAAUCAUUAGCUGAGCCACUUCCGGUUAUCGCAAAAAUAGCAGACAUCAUCAAAAGAUUGUGUGAUAUGAAUGCAGCUAAAUUUGGAACUGAAGAAGCUGAGGAAGCCAUACAAAACCAAGGGCUUGAUAAUGGACCUCCUAGGAAAAUGAUGCGUCUCAGCAAUACCAGGGGCCACAGUGCAGGAGGACGCUUUACCAGAGGUUCAAGCUAUGGUAGCCGUGGAAAUUAUGGUGGAUUUGGAAAUCGAGGAGGCUAUGGAGGUGGUGGUGGCGGAUAUGGGAAUAAUAGAGGUGGUGGAUAUGGAGGAAAUAGAGGUGGAGGUGGGUAUGGCGGUGGUUAUGGAGGAAACAGAGGUGGAGGUGGAUAUGGUGGCGGAGGAUACCGUGGUAACAGAGGUGGAUACGGUAAUGGUGGAGGAUGGGGAGGUGGAAAUAAUUGGUGAUUAACUUGAUUCUAGAGAUAAAAUUGUAGACUUGGUAAAAGAGUUGUAUCAUAAGAAAAUUUAUUUAUCUUUUUUCAACAUUUGUAGGUGCCUUUUUCUUUUUUGUUACUGUAUGAAUUGCCUGUUGAAACUUAUAUAACUCUGUAACUUAUUCUCAUUGCCUUUGAUCCAUAUUUGCAAAGUCAGCAAUAUUGUGUAUUUUUUAUUUUGUAUAUAUUGUUAUUAAACUAUUUCUACUCAA
Molecule: messenger RNA, 4147 nt
Organism: Parasteatoda tepidariorum (common house spider)
Lineage: Eukaryota; Metazoa; Arthropoda; Arachnida; Araneae; Theridiidae
Gene: mle
Product: dosage compensation regulator mle
Biological process (GO): positive regulation of transcription by RNA polymerase II; regulation of mRNA processing
Cellular component (GO): nucleolus; intracellular anatomical structure; ribonucleoprotein complex
Molecular function (GO): RNA helicase activity; 3'-5' DNA helicase activity; double-stranded RNA binding
Source: RefSeq, a predicted model, not a curated record